CCACUGGGCGCUCGUGGCCCGCUGUGCUUCUGCACUCAGAUCUUCCACUGCUGGAAAUCCUGAAUGUUUUUGUGUCGAUAUUAGCGGCACUACUUGAGGGGAAGUUUCUAAUUAGACACGUGUUCUCUGGGCUUUUAGUCGCUCACAGAUCUGUUCAUCUCUUUUGUUUUUUUGUUGUCGGAGCGAUGAACAAUCGAAGGAGAGGGGCGAGGAGUCCUUAAGAGCUCCCUUUCAGCCUUUAGAAUCUGGCCGCGGCGAGCCGCAGAGAACCGUGAAGGCACUAUUUAAUGGAGAUGUUCCCGUGAGGCUGACGCCCAGAAGAGAUCCACUCAGGUAGACUUCAGGCUCCCUGUUGUCUCGUUGCCCUUUACUUUAACUCAUCGGAUCGUGUUAAAGCAUAAAGAGGUAGAACAUGGAGGAUAUGGGACUGCUUUUAGACUUUGAUCAGGAGGGCUCCACUGACUUUGCAUUCUGGGGACAGAUGGACCAGAACUUCCACUUCCAGACCCAGCUGGAUUCCUUCCUGAUGGACUGCCAGGCGGCCGGCGGCCAGCUCUCCCCCUGGUCUACUUUCGGCUGUCAGUCUGUCUUGUCGGACGCACAGCUGACCUUCACCGACUUGGACGUCCACUCCCCGGGACUCGGUGCCUGUGCCGAGGGAGAAGGAUGCCCCGCUGAAGAACCUCUGGAGGCGGCCAAGCGCAGGACGCAGCGGCUGGUGCUCCACCAGCCGUACAAGGUGCAGCGGCACGCCGCCAACAUCAGGGAGAGGAAGAGGAUGCUGAGCAUCAACUCUGCCUUCGAAGAGCUGCGCUGCCACGUCCCAACGUUCCCCUAUGAGAAGCGGCUGUCCAAGAUAGACACUCUGAGGCUGGCCAUAGCCUACAUCGCUCUGCUGAGGGAGAUCCUCAUGUCGGGCUCCGACCCUAAAUCAUAUGUCGAUGAGUGCAUGAAGAAUGGCUACAAGAAUCAAAGCGACGCAAUCUGGAACACAAGUGAUCUGACAGCCCGCCUCUCCUGGAUAAAGUGGGAUUAGCCGGGAAGCACGGGGGGCCAUCUCAAGUCCGUAAGGCCGCAGCUCCGCGUCAGAGACGGACAGGCCUGCAGGCGCGGCGCUGCCUGCUCACAGACAUCUGCAGACUUCUCACCAGGUCACACACCUUUAUCAGCCUUCCUCGCCACUUUGUUCAGAGUAGCUUUUAAUAUUCUAAUUUACCGUUAACUGGUAAUUGAGAGCCAUUGUUUUAGAAACGGGGCAGACGAGGAGGGCUGGCACGGCACAGCUCUCCCAAGACGGAUGGCAUUUGUCACAGAGAGGCGCGCUGGCAUCAAACUCAAAGGACUCAUACUUCUGCAGACCAAGCUGAAGUGUUUUCAUUAAGCUGCAAGUCGAUGUGUAAAAAAAACUCACAGCCUUCAUCUUGUAAACAAAGGAUCGGAGUGAUGUGCCGUAGCCCGUCAGGAGCUGUUUCCAAAAGCACAGACAGUGGCUGGAAGGGGAAUUAUGUAAAAAGUCUAAUUAGCUGUUAAUUGUGUCUUAUUUAUGCUUUUCAAUAAGAAUGUUAAAGACGCUGGAUGAUGAAAUUAUCUCCCAUCAGAAGAUGUAGACGAUAUACACAAAAAUAAAGAUA
This is a messenger RNA of Fundulus heteroclitus (mummichog), 1631 nucleotides long. RefSeq names its product transcription factor 21. The record is from RefSeq and is a predicted model, not a curated record. Gene Ontology annotation, molecular function: DNA-binding transcription factor activity, RNA polymerase II-specific; RNA polymerase II transcription regulatory region sequence-specific DNA binding; protein dimerization activity. The transcript has 2 exons. Gene Ontology annotation, biological process: developmental process; regulation of transcription by RNA polymerase II. The coding region runs from base 413 to 1036 and encodes 207 amino acids. NCBI's taxonomy places the organism in Eukaryota, Metazoa, Chordata, Actinopteri, Cyprinodontiformes, Fundulidae.